Messenger RNA from Dentiscutata erythropus, 627 nucleotides. NCBI's taxonomy places the organism in Eukaryota, Fungi, Glomeromycota, Glomeromycetes, Diversisporales, Gigasporaceae. The record is from the annotation of a GenBank genome assembly.
AUGUAUAUGAAUAUUGAUACUAUUCUUAAAGUUUUUGUUGCACCCAAUAUAAUUGAAAAGAUUCGUUAUGAAAUAAAUUAUAAUCUAUUUUAUCAUUCAGCCAAAAUUAGUCCUGAGUCUUUGCAUUUAUAUCAGAUGCAAAAUAACGAUACAAUGUUCAUCGACAAUGUAUUUGACUAUCCAUUGGCUUAUUCUUUUUCUAUUUUUAAACAAGCAGAGGACAAAAUAGUUGAAAUCUGGGAACAUAUUCUCUUGCUGCAAAAUUUUGUAGCAAGUCAUUGGUUACAUGAUGAAUGUCAAGAUAAAGACCUUGCAACAGGUGAAAUAUCUAGUAUGGCGCAUCCAUUAUCUAUUGUCGCUAAAAAAUUAAUACAAAAGAAAAGGGCUUAUGCAGAGACUAUUGGAAUUGCAUAUAAAGUGAUUAAUAUUGCUAUUGAAAAGGACAAUUCAUGUAUUCUUAAGUUUUUAAAGAAAUAUAUUGUUCAAAAUGAUCAUUCUCUUGUUGAAAAUACAACCAGUGUAUCUUCUUCUAGUCAAACGACAAAUUUAUAUAAGGAAUAUUCUGAACCAAAUAACAUUUCUAAGUCAUCACCUGUUAAAGUUACUAAUUCUGUGAAAAAAAACUAG